Messenger RNA from [Candida] anglica, 2037 nucleotides. The record is from the annotation of a GenBank genome assembly. NCBI's taxonomy places the organism in Eukaryota, Fungi, Ascomycota, Pichiomycetes, Serinales, Debaryomycetaceae.
AUGGAUAAAAUGUCGUCUGUGGAUCAAGCAGUUCAGCUCUUGGGCAAAAGCGCAGGCUAUGGUGUUCUCGUGGGUGUGGGUGCCCUUUUUGCAAUUGGUAUAGUCAUUGCCACCAAGCUUCUGAAUAAGUACUUGAAUGAAAACUCAAACUCAACGGAAAUGUUCCUGGUUGCAAAUAGAAGUGUAGGGAUCGGAUUGACCAUCAGUGCUGUGUACCUGUCAUGGAGUUGGGCCACCGAGUUCUUAUGGUGUGUCACCAUGGUUUACUUGUACGGGGUCACUUCCACGUUGUGGUACGGGGCGGGUAUAACUUUCCAGAUCUGUCUCAUGUCUGCUCUUGGGAUCGAAGCCAAGAAGAAGAUUCCUGGAAGUCAUACCUCGUUGGAAAUUGUAGAAAUUAGAUACGGUAAAGCCUGUCACAUCUUGUACAUGUUCCUUUCCUUGGUUAACAAUUUGUUGUCGUGCUCCUCGAUGAUUUUGGGAGCUUCUGGUGCCAUCUCUGUCAUUGCUGGGAACCUCAACAUUGUUGCCAGUACAAUGUUGAUACCAUUCGGGGUCUUAUUAUACACUACAGUCGGCGGGUUGAAAUCCACUUUCCUAACUGACUAUGUCCAUUCACUAGUUCUCUUGAUUGUUCUCUGCUAUAUCUCCACCGCUAUUUUGCAAAAUGAACAAAUUGGAGGAAUUGGUGGUCUUUAUGACUUGGCCAUUCAGCAUGACGGUAAGCGGUACAUUGAAGGCAAUUAUAAGGGCUCUCUCUUGACUGGGAAAUCCCAGGGGGCUAUCUUUUUCGGGUUAAUUCACGCGAUUGGUGAUACCGGGUUGACUGUCAUGGAUAGUUCCUUCUGGCAGAAAAGUUUCAGUGCCAACUUGAAAUCUUCAGUUCCAGGAUAUAUCAUUGCUGGUGCGCUUGUGUUUGCCAAUGUGUGGUCUUUGGGAACCAUUGUUGGUCUUGCCAACGUCAUCUUGGAAGACAGUCCUUCUUUCCCCACAUACCCACGUCAAAUGACCUCCUUUGAAAUCAAUAGUGGUUUUGGGUUACCGUACGUUUUAAAGGCAGUCCUCGGAGACGGUGCUCUUGGAGCGUUGUUACUUGUUCUCUACCUUGCCGUUACUUCAACCGUGAGCGCCCAGAUGAUCUCCGUUAGUAGUAUCAUCUCCUUUGAUAUUUAUAAGAAGUACAUCAAACCAGAUGCUAAAAACAAACACUUGAUCAGAGCCUCUCACUUUGGAGUGGUGUUUUUUGGACUUUUUGCAGCCGGGUUCUCGGUCAUGCUUCAUUUUGUCGGUGUGGACAUGACAUGGAUGGGCUACUUCUACUCUAUGCUUAUUUGCCCUGGAGUCAUCCCGUUAAUCCUCACGAUCACCUGGUCAAGACAAACUACUUUGGCUGCAUUUGUGUCUCCGAUAGUUGGUAUGCUCUCUGGAAUAGCUGUUUGGUUGGGAACUGCCUAUGCCUUCUAUGGUGAGGUAACCAUUUUGAGUACAGGCCAGCAAUUGCCAUGCUUGUACGGAUCUUUAACUACUAUUCUCUUGCCCGGUAUUCUCUCCGUUCUCAUUUCCCUCACCAUCAACCCUUCAAAGUUUGACUGGGCCAAGUUCAAGGAAACAGAUAUCCUUGUUGUUGAUGAAGAUGAGGUCAAUCCUGAAAUCUCAGACGGGUCUUCUUCAGAUUUGGAUACGCCUCCAAUUGAAAAAUUGGAAGGUAAUACGAAAGUUAUUGACGUGGAUGAAAGUGACAGUGAAAAGCAAGUCCUGGAAGAUGACAAGGAAAAUGACAGAAUAUUCAGUCUCUACUAUAAGUUGGCGUACGGCUCCACCAUUGGAUCUCUUUUAUUGACAUGGGUUGCGUGGCCAAUGCCUUUGUAUAGAGACUGGAUUUUCAGCAAAACUUUCUUCAUCGGCUGGACUGGUAUGAGUGUUUUCUGGAUCUACUUAGCGUUCGUAGUAGUUGGGUUAUUCCCACUUUGGGAUGGGAGACAUGAACUUGCAAAGGUGUUUAGAGGUGCUUGGAGGGAUUACAUUGUUAGAAAGUGA